Hyalella azteca is the source of this 445-nucleotide messenger RNA. RefSeq names its product C-type lectin domain family 4 member M-like. The coding region runs from base 1 to 429 and encodes 142 amino acids. The record is from RefSeq and is a predicted model, not a curated record. The transcript is spliced from 3 exons. Lineage: Eukaryota; Metazoa; Arthropoda; Malacostraca; Amphipoda; Hyalellidae.
AUGUACUCUACUGCAGGUAUCUGCGUGAAUACCUUUGUGUUGCUUGGCACUCAAUGUAUUCACAUAAUUCCGGCCACAUACGCCUGGCACGACGCUCGCACCCAGUGUGGACUGGUCGGUGGGGAUCUGAUUAUUUUAGACGACUGCGAGCAGUAUCAAAAGGUUUCCCUCUACCUCGCUGAACAAGGUUACCAAGACUAUUGGAUCGGAGGCUCUGAUAGGGCCGUGGAAGGGCAAUGGCGCUGGGUUGACGGUUCGCCGAUGGCCAUGGGGCUGCCUUACUGGGGAAAUGCUUACUACGGGGAGCUAAAACCCAACGAGCCAGGCGUGGAGAACUGCCUGGAGCUGAGCUGCGUGUGGAUGUACCGCUUCAGCAACACGCUGUGCAGUAACGUGCGACGGGUGAUAUGUGAGGCAGACCCCAUCUAGAGGAGUGAUGUAUAUG